Molecule: messenger RNA, 3198 nt
Organism: Pomacea canaliculata
Lineage: Eukaryota; Metazoa; Mollusca; Gastropoda; Architaenioglossa; Ampullariidae
Exons: 5
Coding region: 726-1853 (375 amino acids)
Source: RefSeq, a predicted model, not a curated record
UUUCCAUACUUCAACAACCGAAUCACAGACGACAGAUGUGCCGAACAAAAGAAGGACGAACGAAAACUCGUAGUAUAAAGAGGAACAUGACAAGUUCAUCAAAAUCUCCCACAGUGAACUGCACAGAAGUUUCCCGUCAGCUUAAUCGAACAGAAAUCAGUCAACAAGCUACAUCAUCGGCGACGAGAUUACUCUUUUCUUCACUGCACCGGAAUGUUUACACUCAACGUUCGUAGCAGCGCAACCCUCGUGCAAGCCUCAUUCUCUCUAGUCCCUCCACGCAAAUCUUCCCCCGUCCCACAAUAAUAUAGCUCACUACCGAUUCUGGAAGCAGACAACUCUUUUCUUGGCAAGUUUCGCGCCUUUUUCAGCAGCAGAUUGUGAAAAAGUUUGAAGCCUUCUCCAUCGACGGAAGUACUCGAAGACCGCUGAGAGCCAGGGGCGAUGGUGGCGUGAAUGACUAUCGAGAAAGUUUAAUGAGGAGAGAUGCUGUUCUGGCAGCAGAUAACUGCUACUGUGUCUGGGUUAUCGCCUCCCCUCCGUGAGAGCGUUCACAUGAGAUCGGGUCUGUGUACAGCCAGGCAGUGCUCGAGGUGUGUUCGGUGAUGGGAUGCUAAAAUGUCUCGGUCAGGAAAGAACCGCAUCGUCUGCUACACUGGCCGUUUGAUUGCAUGGGUCACGUUCGCCAUUUCCUGUAGUCGGUGCCAAGACUUCAGCGCCAGGGCAUGCCUGGGGCCACAGAGGAUGCUCCCAUGGUCAACGUGACCUUAACCUGCCCAGAGGGCAAGGUCAUCUCACUCGGGGAGGUGGUGUCCAGCGUCAACCGUUAUGGACAUUGCAUCAACGCCCUCGGCGACUGCACGGACACCACCGACGUGUUCAACCCGUGCCAGCGACAGCGGGAGUGCACGGUGACUCUCAACAGGACCUACUCCCCCAUCUGCACCGCAUACGCCACGCAGCUCAAGGUGUACUACGUCUGCGAGAUAGCUCCAUUUACGACGACUACUGUGCCUUCAGUGACCGCGACGUCGACGUUAGUGUCCGUCACAUCGCCGAGGAUGACUGAACCUGCGACUGUCGCCAACAGAAGAACACAGUACGAGCAGGCAGGACCCGGCCCAACACAGGAAGACAAUACGGGGCUGAUCGCCGGCUGCGUCGUUGCUGUGGUCAUCACAGUUAUCCUGCUCAUCAUCGCCAUCAUCAUGGUCGUUAGACGGCUUGCUUGUGCCCCUGCAGUUCCAGAGGCCGAGGAAGGAAAAGUCGCUGGCUGUGAGAUUCUCCCCUGCGUGGCUGCAACUGAGGACGAGAAGGACCCCAAACAUCAACCUGCCGCCGACAGCAAAACCCGCAAUGUCUCCAGUCGGGGCUGGAAGUGGCGGAACAGACAAGCGGACAAAAAUCAGAACAUGUCAGCCAGGCUGGCCCCUGUAGGGCAGGAAGACGAAGGCACCGACUCCAUUACCUCUAAAGGCCCGUUGGUGGCCGAUCACAAGUCGAGGCUGGACUUCAACAAGGAGACCAUCGAGUACCCUGUACCAUCGAGACCAUCGAGUUCCGCUCGCGAAGAAGGCGCUACCUUGGGCGUGGAUGGAAGAGCAAGUCACGAGCAGCGACCUGGCGAGGCCUGGAAGAGAAUGAGUGGUGGCGUGAAGCGAAAAUCGCGAGAGAUGGCAUGCGCAGUGGACGUCGAUGACGUCAUUUCCUCCCUAAAUAUCCCUUCUGCGCAGUCGGCGUCGUCCUGCAGGUCUACGAGGAAUGCACAUACCGUGAAGUCGGGACCGCGCCAGACUUCUCACCAAUUCGACGCUGUUGCUGUUCCGAACACUGAAUCAUCGACAUCUUGCUGAAGAUCUGACUCGGACAGCCCACUGCAACUGCUGUAAACAUUGACUGCAGUCUGUUGUUGUUUAUUUAUUUUUUAUUGCAUCGGUGGCGGGGUAGAGGUCCCGUCAAGCACAGACAAUUACACCGUGCUGCUUACAUCUGUAAUUCGUCUCGGUAUGAUCGUGUAUUAACUUGAAGUAACUUUCUUCAGUACGCUGAUCACACCAUUUGAAGAUACAGAUUUGUACAAGAUGUGUACACUGAGUUCUUUAUAGCCCGAGGCUUCCAGACACUUUCUUAGAAACAGACAAUGGUUGUUCCUAAAAGCCCACAGCUGACGACAGACUGUGGAAGGUAAAAGACUUUCCGGAAACGGUGAGAAAAUUGAACUAUAAAGUUGUUUCAAAGUGAAGGGUUCUCUGGAAUCAGUCCCAUUCACAAAAUGCAAAGAAAAAGGCGUUGUCACGCUUCCAGCCAAUGGGAUAGCAGCGAGUGGAUGUUUCUAUUCAUCUUCCGACGUGAAGUCACGGAUUUAACAUCUUUUUUACGGCCUGAUGAGAACAGCGAUGUUUGAAGGCCUGUACCCUGGAAACAGAGGCGCGGUUGUGCUUAAAUUAAUGCAAUUACUAUUUUGAUGUCUGUUAAAUACUAAAGGUGUCAAGGUCUAGUGGCUACCAAGGCGGUGAACCGAAGAGUUUGCCGUGUCGGUGACGCUGACCACGUGACUGCGAAACCUCGGCUGGUGCCCUCGAGUUAAAGCAGAAAGUCAACGGUUUCGAAGCUCUGUCCCUUCUAGCGACUAAAAAACCCCAUUUCUCCAUUAAAAAAUGAAUAGUAAAUGGUAAAAUAUUUCUUGCCUUACAUGUCCUGCGUUAGACACGUCAAACCACUUGCAGUCCACAAACACAAUAUAUGUAAUAUUAUAUUAUAGGAAAAAACCAAAAAUCUGCAACUGUCCUCGCCGCAAGCAAGUAAUGUCACAGGCAGAAUAAGAUGCAUGCAAAAAGCAGUUUAAGUACAAGAGUACCCUGUUAUCCUUGAAUGCUUAACACAGCUGUGCCCUUAAAAUUUUAUUGGGAACAACGUUUGAUAAGAAAUUGAAGUUUGUGGUGCAGAAGGUUGCUAAGCAAGAAUCUCGCCACUGAAUGAAGCAGUAGUUUGCCCGCAACGAGGCGUCUGCUUACAUAAAACUUUCAGGAAAUUUAAACAAUUUAUAAAUGUAACGGAGUUUCUACUCGUGGGUGUCAGUAAAAUAAAACACCAAACCAGCUCAUCAGUUAUGCCCUUCGCCCCUCCUGGUGCAUAGGCCACCGACGACUGCUCUCCAACGCCUCCUGUCCUGGGCUACCGUCACCAGCUGACCCCAUC